CGUCUUCAGUAACACUGACAACAAUUUCUCAUACGCAAUCAUGAAGUGCAUCGCAGCUGUAGUCAUGAUGGCCCUGGCCGCCGUUGCCGACGCUGGACUCGCCCCGUUGUACUACGGUGCCCCAUUGGCCCUGGCCGCUCCGCAUACGACGGUGGUACAGAGUAACUCGGAACCGAAGUUGAUCGCCACCGCUCCAGCGCUUGCUCCCCUUGCAUACGCCCAUGCCCCUCUGGCUUACGCUGGUGCUCCGUUGACCUACGCUGCUCCGUAUUACUAUGGCGCUCCGCUGGCCUAUAGCGCACCGGCUCUGAUCUACCAGAAGGAAGCUCGCUACUUGGCCGCCAACCGAGGCGCAAUCCACGAGGCACCCCUGCCGGGACACGCUUUCUCUCAGCAGCAGCUGAACCUGGAAGCUGCGCCAGGAUCAGACUAAACGCUUUUGUCCACUCCAUCAAUCUGGCCGCUUGUGUUCAUGCCAUGUGAAAAUUGCAUUAAAAUCUUGGCAGGAAGAGAGCUGUGGUGAUAAUAAAAUCG
Molecule: messenger RNA, 534 nt
Organism: Anopheles aquasalis
Lineage: Eukaryota; Metazoa; Arthropoda; Insecta; Diptera; Culicidae
Product: adult cuticle protein 1-like
Source: RefSeq, a predicted model, not a curated record